UACUUUGCGAAGGACUCGUUGAAAUAUAUCCCAUUCUAUGGAUGGGGCAUGUGGAUCAUGGGCAUGUUGUUUAUCAACCGCAACUGGCAGCAGGAUCAAAUUAAGAUCAACAAGAUGUUCGCACAGAUACUGGACAUUCAGGCACCCGUCUGGAUCGCCAGCUUCUUGGAGGGCUCUCGUCUGACACCUAGUAAACUGGCUGCUUCUCAAAAGUUCAUGAUGGGACGCGGUCUUCCGUUGCUGUCGAAUGUCAUGAUGCCUAGGACAAAGGGAUUCAUUGCAUGUGUCAACAAGUUCCGUGGAACCCAUGUCAAGUGCGUUUAUGACUUUACAUUCGCCUACUACCAUAGGACUCUGGGCUUUGGAGUGCCGCCAGAUCUGGUGCGUGUCCACACAGGUCAAUUGAGCCCCGAGUACAAGUUUCAUGUGCAUGUGAGGCGUUACCAGAUCGAGGACUUGCCCACGGAUGAGGAGAAGCUGAGCGAAUGGGUCGUGCAAAAGUAUGUGGAGAAGGAUGCGUUCCUAGAGAACAUGAAGGAGAACUGGACGGAUGAUAUUGAAGGAGGCGUGUGGAGUGAGAAGUGGUAA
Gamsiella multidivaricata is the source of this 588-nucleotide messenger RNA. RefSeq lists its product as uncharacterized. The transcript has 3 exons. The annotation marks the transcript as partial. Gene Ontology annotation, cellular component: endomembrane system. The record is from RefSeq and is a predicted model, not a curated record. Gene Ontology annotation, molecular function: 1-acylglycerol-3-phosphate O-acyltransferase activity. NCBI's taxonomy places the organism in Eukaryota, Fungi, Mortierellomycota, Mortierellomycetes, Mortierellales, Mortierellaceae.